Molecule: messenger RNA, 1069 nt
Organism: Paramisgurnus dabryanus
Lineage: Eukaryota; Metazoa; Chordata; Actinopteri; Cypriniformes; Cobitidae
Gene: or55d1
Product: odorant receptor, family 55, subfamily D, member 1
Biological process (GO): G protein-coupled receptor signaling pathway
Cellular component (GO): plasma membrane
Molecular function (GO): G protein-coupled receptor activity; olfactory receptor activity
Source: RefSeq, a predicted model, not a curated record
AUGGAUUAUAGGACAUUCAACUUUUCCCAUAACGAAUUCUACUUGAUUGGAUUCACGGAUUUGAAAGAGUUUCGGCAGUAUCUGUUCAUCCCAUUUUUAGUCUUGUUUGUUUUCCAAUUGUUUGCGAAUGGAAUUAUAAUGUUUGUGAUUAUAAAAGAAAGAAAGUUGCAUGCUCCCAUGUACAUUCUGAUUGGGUUCAUUGCGGCUCUGGGCUUUAUAGAACCAAUAUUUCUUCUUCCAAGAAUGUUAGUCAGUUUUCUGUUUGGCAGAAAUAUGAUUUAUAGAAACGAAUGUCUCAUUCAAAUGUUUUGUCUGCAUAUGGCGGGUUUGUUCCAGUCAAGUAUAUUGGUCGGGAUGGCAGUGGACCGAUUUUUUGCCAUCAUUUUCCCCUUGCAGUACCAUGAGUAUGUAAACUUUAAAACCUCAUUAAUAUUCUGUUUGUCUCUUUUUAUCCGUAACUUGCUUUAUGUUGCCUCAAUGGUUGGUUUGCUUGGUCCACUCUAUUUUUGUAAAUCAAACGAGAUUUACCACUGUGUUUGUGAACACACAUCAGUUGUUAAUUUAGCCUGUGGUGAUCUUACUAAGAAUUACGUGGCGGGUGUAAUCGGUUUCAGUUUAACAUCAAGCGACUGUGUAUUCAUUGUCUGUUCUUACAUUGUUAUUUUUGUGAUUAUAUUUCGUUCUCCUUCAGGCGAGUCGCGCCAAAAAGCUAUCUAUACAUGUAGCACACAUUUAAUGGUCUUGGUCGUGGCCUUUCUCUCUGUUGUUGGUGCAUUUGCUGGCUAUAGGAUUCCUUCAAUACCUAGAGAUCUACGUGUGCUAUGUACCUUGGGAUAUCUUAUUCUUCCGAACUGUUUUAACCCAGUAAUCUAUGGCAUGAGAACCAAAGAAAUCAGAGUUCAAAUUGUUAAAUAUUUAUCUUCUAAUAAGGUUAAUCUACAUUAACCUUGAGAUAUGAUUUCAUUUGUUGUAUCUUUGUUUUCUGUUCCAACUUACUGUGUACAUGGAUGAUGUUUGUAAUUAGUCUGUAAUUUGUACAUACAUGUUAAUAAUACAUCAACUUUUGUUA